Pisolithus orientalis is the source of this 1650-nucleotide messenger RNA. RefSeq lists its product as uncharacterized. The coding region runs from base 125 to 1612 and encodes 495 amino acids. The record is from RefSeq and is a predicted model, not a curated record. NCBI's taxonomy places the organism in Eukaryota, Fungi, Basidiomycota, Agaricomycetes, Boletales, Pisolithaceae. The transcript is spliced from 2 exons.
CUCGCCAUCAGAUUCUUCGAACGAUAACUUAUACGCUUUCGCAAACUUGCCUUCUCGCAGGCAUUAGACACGCAGUUUCUACGCAACUUGGGUUAGGAAUUGGGGAUAUUCAAGUGCACGAACCAUGCAGGUUCCGGACUUGCUCCACCCUUCAACAGGUGCCUCCCCAGCUACUGGUGGUGGAACUCAGGACAUGUCCUCGUUGUCUCCCAUUUGCUGCAUGUCAGCUGAUGUCAUGGCAAAUGUUUUUGAACACUGCGUUCACGAAUUGGGUUAUUAUCCUCUCGUUGGCAAGAAUCGGCAAGCCCCGUUGUCUCUAUCCCAGGUCUGUCGCUCGUGGCGGAAGCUUUCCUUUGCAUUGCCUUGCCUUUGGACGAGAUUCCAGGUUAUCAUUGGCUACCCGGUCCGUCCAUUGAACUGGGAUAGAACGAUACAGUCCAUGAUCAUGUCUGUACGGCUAUGGCUCUCGCGCUCACAGUCUCUUCCAGUAUACUUAUAUCUUUGCUCUGCGAUCCGGGAUAUGCCAGUCCCCUUAUCGGCCCUUGAACUUUUCGAUCGGGAGAUCCUCAAGGCAAGCUCCCGCAUCAAAAAGCUGUCACUGCACUUUCCUGCCCAAUUUAUCUGCCACUUGCUAUCAUUCACUCAAGGUUCCUUAGAGUCCCUUGAAUAUCUCAGCCUUUGUGGUUCCUCCAACUUCAGUGCAAAUGAGCACAAUGUUAUGUCGCCGCUUGUCUUGCGAUCUGCACCAGGUCUACGGAGUCUGUGCCUAACAUGGUACGAUCUGGAUAUGCGCAACUUCCAAGUACCAUGGGCGCAGUUGACCAAGCUUAAUCUCCUAUGUGAUUUUUUCGAAGACUUCGAGCACGUCCAUAGCGAUUACCUGCCCGUUCUUGCUCAGUGCCCGAAUCUGAGGACGUGUUCCCUCGCCUUAGGAUGGCCCUUGGAUGAUGAUUUCUCUGUUACUAGUGUCACACUCCCCCAUUUGAAUACACUCGAAGUAACAAUCUAUGUAUGGGAACCUUAUGUUAAGCGGUUCUUCGGCGCCCUUCACCUUCCCAAGUUGCAAUCCUUUGAUAUCAGCAACACCAGCCUCAAAAGGGGCUCCUUUGGAACUCGCUACCUCCAGAUGCUCAGCCGAGCGGCAGAGACGGUUGAGAGUGUGACUUUCUCCUUCAUAGACAUCCCAGGCGUUAAGCUGUCUGCUUGUCUCUCACAACUCCCAAAUCUGAAAUCCCUGCGGUACACUCCCACCUCACGGGGACUGAAUCACAAUCUUGUGAUGACGCUCACCAUUGUGGAUGCCCAGUCUUCCGGGGGAGAUCUGGGUGACAAGGUACACCACCAGCCUAUAUGUCCAUCCCUCGAAGCACUGCAUCUCUGUUGUUCUGAUGUUGUGCACAUCGAUGCAGUUGUGGCUCUCGUGGCCUCGCGAUGUCAGUCUGAGCCUCGGCUGAGACACUUCACACUGCAGCUGGAGCGGCCUGGAGAAUUUGCAGAUGACGAAGGUGAAGGUGAUAGGCGGGAAGAAAUGAUCAGCAUGCUGGAGGCACGAUUGAGCAGUUAUGUAGAUGAAGGACUGCAACUGACCCUCACCAACUGUGGCCGCUAUUGAGGAGAUUCUGGUUGAUGCACUUCAUGUUUAUUUCCAAG